AUCAAUACUUGCAAGACAAUUGUCUUUAACAUGAAGGUCCUCAUCAUUUCUGCUCUUAUUGCCUUGACUCUGGCGGAGCCUCCGAGUUACCGGCAGCAGUUUCAAAAUAGAGAUAGAAUCUAUUAUUUCGCCAAACAGCAAGAAGUAGAUGCUCCAGAAGCUGCGGAUGCUCCUUAUGCCCCAUCUGGAUGGAGGCCAGAUGGACCAUCAUUUGAGUAUCCUCAGAAACAACAACAAUUAGCACCUCAACAACAAUAUGGAGAACCUGCUAAUCCUCAGAAUCAAUACGGAGCUCCAGCAGCAGUAGCUCCUGAAAGCCAAUAUGGAGCUCCAGCAACAGUCCCAGAAAGACAAUAUGGAUCUCCAGCUGCAGCUCCUGAAAGUCAAUAUGGAGCUCCAGCUACUGCACGACAAAGACAAUUUGAAGCUAGAAAACAAUAUAAAGCACCUCAACAGAAUUAUGGAGCACCACAGUUCGCUACAGAAUCUUCAACUACUACUAUUGAUGAUGAAGAACAAACAACUUUCUCAACUGCUACUGAAUCACAGGCCGAACCAGUUGAUUCUGUUAAUGAACUCGAUGAUGAGGGUAAUGUUGAUGAGCAAAGUAGACAAGCUGGACAAUACUUCAUCGCCCUUCCCGACGGACGCCUCCAACGUGUUCAGUACGUUAGCAGACAAGAUCUUGAAGCUAUGAAAUAUUUCGCUAAAAUCCGUGCUGAGAAUGUCGAACCUCUUCGUGGACCAAUUUACGCUUAUCAACCACUUCAGAAACUCCAAUUUGCUCCAGCUCAAUUGGAAGUCGUUGCAGAGCCUGCUAUUCCUUUUACAGGCUUUGGAGCUCGAGAAAACACUGUAGCAAAUCGAAAGAACAAUCCAGCAACACCAGCUAAGCUCCAAGUUCAACCCGUGGCUGCUGAAAUACCAGCUACUCCUCUUACUUCAUCACUCUCUGGCUACUCAGCCAAUUAUCAAACUCCCUCAGCUGAACAGAGAUUUCUCAUAAGUUUUUAAAGUAUUCCAUAAUUUCGAAUAAAAGUUUUAUAAAUGUACACUACUUUGUCAAUUAAAAAUUUUAAAAAUUGAUCAGUCA
This is a messenger RNA of Chelonus insularis, 1093 nucleotides long. RefSeq names its product DNA translocase FtsK. Lineage: Eukaryota; Metazoa; Arthropoda; Insecta; Hymenoptera; Braconidae. The transcript has 4 exons. The record is from RefSeq and is a predicted model, not a curated record. The coding region runs from base 31 to 1014 and encodes 327 amino acids.